Drosophila serrata is the source of this 1626-nucleotide messenger RNA. Its product is annotated as methionine synthase reductase. Gene Ontology annotation, cellular component: cytosol. Gene Ontology annotation, molecular function: flavin adenine dinucleotide binding; [methionine synthase] reductase (NADPH) activity; FMN binding. The record is from RefSeq and is a predicted model, not a curated record. Gene Ontology annotation, biological process: homocysteine metabolic process. Lineage: Eukaryota; Metazoa; Arthropoda; Insecta; Diptera; Drosophilidae.
GCUCAGGCUGAUGCCACUCUAUUUAUCAUGGUCGGCUCCGAUUCUCACAAUCCGGAUAAAACGGAUAUAGAGGCGUAUAUUCUGAGUGAAUAUAUACCCGCCAAGCCGCUGGACUGCAAUCUGGAGGUGUGCUUCACAGGCGAGGAGCAGUUAAUCAGCGAAACAUGUGCCCAACUAAGAUGCGGCGAUGUCUUGAAGUUUCCAUUCGCCCGCUCGGACGCGGCACGACCAAUGCCGGCAGCGGUAAAGGGAAGCAACGUGCUUGUGGCCGCCGAUAUGGCAACUGGGACGAAGCGCGUGGUAGAGCUAGUACUAGAGUCCACAUUUGAAUAUCAACCAGGAGACACCAUCGGAAUUAUGCCAAGUAACAGUCCGGAUGUGGUGAAUGCGUUGCUUUCUCGGCUCGAACUUAAGGUCAAGGCUGAAGCCACCUUUUAUCUGAAGCUGGUCCUGAACUGCGCCAAAAAGAACGCCAAGGUACCCGCACACAUACCGCCGAUGACGACUGCACGGGAGAUCCUUACACACUGCCUGGCCCUCGGAAGCGUUCCACAAAAGCAGUUCCUCAGUGCCCUGGCCGGUUUUACAAGCAACGAACGGGAGCGUAGCUUUCUGGCCUGCCUGUCCUCAAAGCAGGCUACAGCCCAUUACAAUUCUCUUAUCCUGGAGCAAGGUUUGAAGCUGUCGGACAUUCUUGACCUCUGCGGCAGCUGUAAGCCACCGCUGGCCUUCCUGGCAGAGCAUCUGCCACGUCUACUGCCACGGCCUUACUCUAUAGCCAAUACUCCCUUGGAUAGCGAUGCCCAGGAGCUCCGUAUCAUUUACUCCCUGCUUAGCCACAAGCCCGGAGUAACAACCAGCAUGUUGGAAGGAAUAGUCCAGCAAGUCAAUAAGCAGUCCGCCAAAGUCUUCAUCUAUCCUCGGCUGAGCAACACAUUCCGAUACACAGAGCAGGAUCUCUACAGCAACCAAAUACUCAUAGCCGUGGGAACUGGCCUGGCCCCCUUCCUAGGCUUUCUGGGACACAAGGAAAAACUUCUGAAGCAGCAAAAUCAUCAUAACAAGGGUCAGUCCUGGCUGUACGUAGGUGCCAAGACACCAGAGGCCAUACUGAAGAGAGAUCAGCUGCUGGCCUGGCAGCAAUCCACGGUGCUAUCGCGAUUACGCACUUGUUAUUCUCGUGGGGAAUCCCCGUGCUAUGUCCAAAAGCUUCUGGAGGAAGAUGCUGAAGAGCUAGCCGAGCUUCUGCUGAAGCCAGAUACUGUGCUCUAUGUCUGCGCCGAUGGCGCCAAGAUAUCUCAGUCAAUCGCCAAUGGCUUAAGUGUAUGCCUGCAAAAGACGCUUAAUCUUAAUGAAGAAGAGGCCCUGCGCCGCCUUAAGGAACUAAAGACGCAGGGCAAAUAUCGCGAGGACGUGUGGCUGUAGGAUUACAGGAGCAGUAAAAAUAGCACUAAUCAAGGAGUCUUUAUGUUUUUAUAUAUUAAUGUUACUGUAAUCUACUUUCUUUUACUUGAGUUUCUUUUGUAAAUCUUGUUGGGUAAAUAUAAGAGCGAAUUAGGUUGAUAUAUUACUAUUGUUUUUAUGUCAGAGAAUUAAAUCCAGUCGUGUAGAGAGCUCGAGAGUUUA